Messenger RNA from Anopheles aquasalis, 1248 nucleotides. RefSeq lists its product as uncharacterized. Gene Ontology annotation, biological process: chemosensory behavior; sensory perception of taste; male courtship behavior. Lineage: Eukaryota; Metazoa; Arthropoda; Insecta; Diptera; Culicidae. Gene Ontology annotation, cellular component: membrane; neuronal cell body; dendrite. The record is from RefSeq and is a predicted model, not a curated record.
AUGAAAUCUCUUUUCACGGCCAAAAACUUUGCCGAAACUCGUCGUCCGGUCUAUGUGAUUGCUAGGGCGCUGGGUUUAGUGUCGUUCUCGGUUGAUUUCGAGCAGCUAACGAUUCGGCGCACGUUUCGCGAUGUACUGUUCUUCGUUGCUUUGUUGGUUCUAAACAGCUAUCUUGUGAUUCAAACGAGCCUAGCACCGUUUGACAGAGAGCGAACGAUCCUCAACUCGGCGCUGAUCGAGUUUAUUCUUAAUCUCUUCAUAAGACUCCAGGAGCUGGCAGUGAUCGGUGUUCCGAUAGUGAACUACUUGAAUGCCUACAACUACAACCGCUUCAUUCGGAUGAUAGUGGACGUUGAUAAUGGGCUCGAACGGCUGGGCUACAAGCAUAACUUUGACCGCGAGGUGCGCAGCUCCGCCCUCUAUCUGCUAGUGUCUGUGCUCAUCCAGAUCGGUUGCCUGUCCGGAACGAUCAUAUCGAACCCGUUCCAAGCGGACUAUCAAACAGGACACAACUCGAUUGUUGUAGUAACGUUUUUCAUCGCGAAUCUCGUGUUCAUCACGAGUACCUUCUAUUGCUGCGAGUCGCUCUGGGCUGUCGUCUAUCGUUAUCACAAACUCAACGUAACAUUCGGCUUGUAUUUUCAUACAAAACCUCCCUCAGACGGAAAGAAGCUGCUGCCGUUGGAUGAAAAUGAGACGAUUAAAUCGUUUGGCGCUCUCUACGCUAAAUUGGGUGCCGCGGUUCUGCUGUUCAACUGGUGCUUCUUUACAUACAUCCUUUAUGUACUAGGAAGUGCGUUUGGAUUGAAUUUAGUCUGUUUCUUCUCGAUCGCACACGUCUACCUAUCGAUGGAUGAGGUGGCACUUUCCACUUCUUCUAAUUCGGUCAUGGUUGCGCAGUUGUGUUUGAGUAUCUUUUAUCUUAUGGUCAUAUUACAAUUUGUGUUCGCUGGUAGCUUGUUGCACAAAAAGGCCAAAGAAACUGCAGUGCUUCUACAUAAAGCCGUCAUCUACAAUGAGUGCAGUGCCUUGGUAUUGGAACAGUUACGCUCGUUUUCCGUACAGCUGUCGCAUCAAACCCCUAAAGCAUCGUGCUAUUUCUUUGACAUUGAUUGGAGUUUUCUUCUUGCAAUGAUUUCCACCUUCGCCACCUACCUCAACAUUUUGGUGCAGUUUGAUAUUAUGCAGAUUAGAGCAAAACGAUCUGGAGCAAAUCAAACAGGUUUGCCGUUAAUUGACGAUGAAUAG